This is a messenger RNA of Pelobates fuscus (common spadefoot toad), 4634 nucleotides long. It is a transcript of the gene WDR6, whose product is annotated as WD repeat domain 6. Gene Ontology annotation, molecular function: protein binding. Bases 110 to 3415 code for a protein of 1101 amino acids. The transcript has 7 exons. Gene Ontology annotation, cellular component: cytoplasm. NCBI's taxonomy places the organism in Eukaryota, Metazoa, Chordata, Amphibia, Anura, Pelobatidae. Gene Ontology annotation, biological process: tRNA methylation. The record is from RefSeq and is a predicted model, not a curated record.
GAGCUCUGAGAACUCCGGGCGGAAGCACGUGUAGAGAAGGAGGAGGGGAGACAUGGUGUCACUGGAUGCUGUUUUUAGAAAGCAUUUUACUUGAAAACUGAAGGACAAAAUGGACUGUAUGCUGCUUGUUGCUCCUAUCACAGCCUUGGAAUUCAUUGGCGAAUACCUUCUGGCUGGUGAAGGCCCUUAUCUUACUGUGUAUAGUGUAAAGGACAAACAUAUCAACUCACAGAGGAUUCGUCAGAAUGUGCUCCACAGCUAUACGGUGCAUGGAAUUAAAUUGCGUGACUCUGCUUUUUCAAAAGCCAACAAUGUCCUGCUAUGUGUGUUUGGAAGCAAGGGGCUAAUUGUUUUACAGUUGAACAUUAUGGAUCAGGGUUUGAACUUGUUGAAACUCUGUGAUAUCCGAGAACUUAAUGAUUGGAUUUGGGACGUUCAAUGGCUUGGUGAUGAUUUGCAACCUACCUGCUACCUUGGUCUCGCAAUGGGUCACAACUCUGUGGUUCUUUACGAUUAUCUUAAUGGGGAGAUUCUGAAAGAAGUCCACUGCUCAGAAAAAUGCAUUCUAUAUUCUGCGCAUUUUUGUGGUGUCCAAUGGGAGGACCUUAUUAUGGUGUCAGGGACUGUUUUUAACCAAUUGGUCGUUUGGUGUCCUUCUGAUCAAACAAACGUAGAUGGAAGAGUAGAACCCCGAAGGAGAAUCAGCGGUCAUGAUGGUGUAAUUUUUAGCAUUUUCUAUAACAAAGGAAGAGGUAUCUUGGUUUCGGCUUCUGAUGACCGCAGCCUCCGGGUUUGGGAUGUCGGUGACCUUUCAGCCUCCACCUUUAAUGUCCAAUGUCUACAUGUGUUAUAUGGUCAUCAGGCCCGCGUUUGGUCAGUCAGACUACUCUCUGAUUACAUCAUUAGCAUCGGAGAAGACUCUGCAUGCAUUGUGUGGGACUAUGCUGGAGGUUUAAUUCAUAAUUUUAAAGGCCAUAAGGGUCGAGGUAUCAGAGCUGUUGCCGUUAAAGAAGAACCUGGCUGGAUAGCUACUGGUGGUGCUGACGCUGCCAUCAGAAUCUGGCAAAUCAGAGGGAAAUCUUUUCUACCAAAUGGUCUCCAAGCAUUAGAGUUUAGCUCCUCUUUUUGUAAUGGUUCCCCAAAGGCAAUAAAAAUGUUGGAUACAAAUUUUCUAGUUGUAAUGACUGAUCAGGGUUCUAUAUAUACUUACAAUUAUAUCUCCAAACAAUGGAACUUCAUUUUAGAGGAUAACUCAUAUGCAUCCUAUAGUCUCCUGGAUAUCUAUAAGUCAAAAAAUUGUGUCCUGUGUGCUAUUGGUAACAUAACAGGUAAUAUUAAGAUCUUCCCUAUCUCUUCUGCUUUAAGUGGCAAGGACCUCAAGCUUCAUCAGGGUAAAGUCCAUAGCCUGAAUUGGGCUUCAUCUCCAUGUCAGAGUUCAGACACAUGUAGUCUUUUUUCAUCUGGAUCCAAUGGUGUAAUGGUUUGGAUUGAAGUAAUAUGCCUACCUGGGCAUGUUCUGUCUGUGACAGAGAAACUUUCUUUUGCUUUACCCACCUGCAAGCAGAGAUGGCAUACUUGCAUAGCUUUUUUGCCACAAAAAGACUUUAUUGUGGUUGGAGAUCGAAGAGGGUCACUGAUGCUUUUUCCUAUUAAUUGUCCCCCAGUGCAAAAUGAUGAAAAUGGAAUCAGAAGGUCCACUGCCCCAGAGCGCAAAACACAAAAUGAUCCAAGUUUUGAUUCUGUCACCGCAGAAGAAAAUCACACCGCAUCUGUGGGCAAUGUAAAACAAUACACAAGUGGCCCAGUUUCAACUCUGUUUGGCAUUCAUGGAAAGUUAGGAGUUACAUCUGUCAUGUGCCACGAUGGGUUUGUUUACACUACUGGACGAGAUGGACUUUAUCGUCAGCUGAUGGUAACAGAAGGACAACUAGUCAUGUUACGCAAGCUGAAGGCAUGUAAGGGGAUGGAGUGGAUAGAGUCCAUUUCUUUUACAUCAGAGGGUAACUUGUACAUUUUGGGCUUUCAAUCUACUGACUUUGUAGUUUGGAGUAUGAGGACCAAUGAAAAGAUUCACUGCGUUCCCUGUGGCGGAGGACACCGAUCGUGGAGCUAUAGGGAAGAUGAAAACCAAGCUGUAUUUGCUUACAUCAAGUCUGGGGACAUCUUUGUCUACCAAAGUAAAAAAACAGAAAAAAUACACAGUGUAAUAAAGGAGCCUAUGCAUGGCAGAGAACUCACAUGUGUCCGCUAUGUAGGAACGAUUAUGGCUCUGCACAAUGAAUCUCUUCAUAUUCUCAUAACGAGUAGUGAGGACACCACUGUUAACAUAUUUUCCUUCAGCGAAGUCACAAAAGAGGUACACCAACUUGCCACCCUCAACGAUCACUUGUCCAGUGUACGGACCAUGGCUUUAGCAAACACCAAGCAUAUUCAGGGUGGAGACUGCUGCCUUUCCACUCUACUUUUUACUGCAGGCGGGAGAGCACAAAUUGAGUGCUAUAAAGUACAGGUGAUGUGGAAGAAAGAUGAAACAAGACUUUCAUGUCAAGUGUUCCACUUAGCUUCUCACAGAUUGGAUAAACCCUGGGAGAGAAUGAAGAACAAACACAAAAGUGUGAAGAUGGACCCUGAAACAAGGUACAUGUCGAUUGUUCCGGUUACAGAAAGUCAAGACAAGCAGAGGCCGAGGUCGGGCAAUCCGUAUGUGUUUCUGGCGGCGGCUUGCAGUGAUGGAUCAGUCAGGUUUUUCCUGAUGUGUGAAGGUUCCCAGCGCCUCGUCCUAGCUGCACAAUCUUUUUAUCACCAGCGCUGCGUGUUGAAAGUCGACACUUUAAUCUACCAAUCAAACGACAAGCAGAGAAUUUUGCUUUCCAGUGCUGCUACUGAUGGUCAAAUUGCUUUCUGGGAUCUCAAUCACACAAUGGAGCAAGCUCACACAGUGCUUGAAGACACGGAUUGUCCGCCUCUGGAAAUGGAGCCUUUGUCUUUUACUGUCUCUGCUCACCAGUCUGGGAUCAACAGCCUUCAUAUUCUAGAAACUAAACAUGGACAUCACUUGGUGGCUAGUGGUGGAGAUGACAAUUCUCUCCAUGUUUGUCUUUUGACUGUAGAUCAAGUAAAUGAUCCCAACCAAAGAACGAGCAUCCAACUCUUAAAAGAGUUCUCUGUCUCUUCUGCUCAUUCUGCACAUGUUACUGGGCUGAGGAUACUUCAAGAGGAUCUGUUGGCAUCUGUAUCAGUGGACCAACGUCUGACUCUAUGGAGCCUUGAUGGCAAUGGCCUUCAGCACCUAAGCACCAGGUUCUCCCAUGUGGCAGAUGUAUCUGAACUGGACUGCUGGGUUUUAAAAGACAAAGAGGAAUACGUAUGCGUUCUCUGUGGCCAGGGUCUGGAAAUUGUUAAAUGUAUGAGAUGACAAAACCAUGUUAGGUGCGUGUUCUCUCUCUAACCAGAUCUGAGGACUUUCACGUCAAAAGAUUAUCAGAAUCUAAAAUGCAGGUUUUUUUGUUUUUAAUAUUUGUCAAUAAUAAUUAAUCAUUGUUCAAAAAGGGAAAGGUGUGUCUUUAAUUUACAACCAUCAGUCUACAGAUAUAUUAUUCCCUCCUAGCUUAGCCACCCAUGCUGACCUUUCCACCACCACUCUUUUAGUACGGUCACCUGAAAGGGUAUAUCCCAGUACCCAUUCACUACCUGUUGUACUCUUGAUAGGUUUUAUAAUGAAUACAAUUGUGGAAUGACAAGCCUUGCCUGAAUAAUUGAGUAUUUUUUUUCCCCGCUGACAGGCUGAUGCCUGGGCUUUGCAAGAACUUCAUUCAUUAUUAAAGUCCAAUUUUCUCCUGUGUCCUCCGACUGUUCAGUAGGAGGCCUAACUGAGCUCAACUGAAGCUAAACCGGGACCGUGAACUUCAUAUUCCAUUUAUCAAGAUUGUUCCUGUAGAGGAAAAGUGUGCAGUUGUCCAAAUUAUGCAUUUUCUUGGGAAAGUGAUUUAUUAAAAUGGACCCGGGGAGUAUCAUAAAAUAUGCAGGGAAUCUCUAACAAAAUUAAUGUCUACCAUAAUAAUAACACCAAGAAUGAAAGGGGAAGCACAGAAAAAGGACGUAAUAUGGUGGUUGGGUUGUUGGCUUCUAAAGGUCUUGCAAAUGGUACGAGAGAAGCAUUACCCACCUCUCAGGUGCACGCACACAAAAGGCAACAGACAGCUGGGAGAAUGGGAACAUCUUGGACAAACUGGGGAUGCAACCUAAGCCAUCAGCACAAUAGCUGUACAAAGGAGGUAAGUCAGAGAAGCUACAGAAAUAGGACAUUCUGCCUUCAUCUGAAUCUGGGCUCUGGAGAUUUCCAGAGAUAGAGGUUUUCCAUCUGCAAAUAUUGUUUAACCACUCAUCUACCAUGACCUCUGACAAUUUGUUUAACUAGCACAUUAAAUAAUGAUGGAGAACCGCAACCUCACUUUUAUUUACUUUAUUGGUAGGAUGUUUAAUAAUGAAUAUUACGAAUGACUGCAAAGUAUGAAAUGCCCCUCAGAGAAUCUAGGCAUACAUUUGGGUUUUCUGCGGAUUAUGUUGCUGGUUUGUUAAACAUUAGUUUACUUUGCCUGACAGUGGUCCAACACAGAUUACGAAUUCCAUGGCUG